This is a messenger RNA of Eruca vesicaria subsp. sativa (arugula), 1650 nucleotides long. The record is from the annotation of a GenBank genome assembly. NCBI's taxonomy places the organism in Eukaryota, Viridiplantae, Streptophyta, Magnoliopsida, Brassicales, Brassicaceae.
AUGGAUUUAUUACUUCCACACCCAUCAAACUCAACUCCACUCACUGUCCUUGGCUUCUUAGACCGAGCCGCCUCCGUCUAUGGUGACUGUCCAUCCAUCCUCCCCCCCACAAACACCGUCCACACUUGGUCCGAAACCCACAACCGCUGUCUCCGAAUAGCAUCUGCUCUCACUACCUCUUCCCUUGGCAUCAACCAAGGACAAGUUGUCUCUGUCGUGGGCCCCAACAUCCCAUCCGUCUAUGAGCUUCAGUUCGCUGUCCCAAUGUCCGGAGCCAUCUUAAACAACAUCAACCCUCGCUUAGACGCACAUGCACUCUCUGUCCUCCUACGUCACAGUGAAUCCAAGCUCGUUUUUGUCGACCACAGUUCCAUAUCACUUGUCCUUGAAGCAGUCUCGUUCUUGGGACAACAUGAUAAGCCUCACCUCGUCCUCCUCAACGAUGAUGAUGAUGAUUUUUCCUCUGCUUCAGCCGCAUCAGAUUUUCUUGACACGUACGAAGGGAUCAUGGAGAGAGGAGAUUCAAGAUUCAAGUGGAUCCGUCCACAAACUGAGUGGAAACCGAUGGUGCUUAACUACACUUCAGGAACGACGUCGUCUCCCAAAGGAGUGGUGCUUAGCCACAGAGCAAUUUUCAUGCUCACGGUUAGCUCCUUGCUUGACUGGUCCUUUCCAAACCGUCCGGUUUACCUCUGGACGUUACCGAUGUUCCAUGCUAAUGGUUGGGGGUACACGUGGGGAACCGCUGCCGUUGGAGCCACCAACGUGUGCACACGGAGAGUUGACGCGCCAACUAUAUAUGACUUGAUCGAUAAGCAUAACGUAACUCACAUGUGUGCUGCACCGAUGGUUCUCAACAUGCUCACUAACUACCCUUCCCGUCAACCGCUCAAGAGCCCAGUUCAGGUGAUGACGGCUGGAGCUCCACCUCCUGCAGCCAUCAUCUCUCGAGCAGAAACCCUCGGUUUCAAUGUAGGACACGGGUAUGGUUUAACUGAGACAGGAGGCCCUGUUAUCUCAUGUGCAUGGAAGCCUGAGUGGGACCAUCUUGAUCCCUUGGAGCGAGCUAGACUGAAAUCAAGACAAGGAGUAAGAACCGUUGGCUUUGCUGAAAUGGACGUUAGGGACAAGCAAACAGGUAAAAGCGUGGAGCACGAUGGAGUUUCAGUAGGAGAGAUUGUGUUAAAAGGAGGAUCAGUUAUGCUCGGUUACUACAAAGACCCUGAAGGAACCGCGUCGUGUAUGAGAGAAGACGGAUGGUUCUAUACAGGAGACGUGGGUGUUAUACAUGAAGACGGUUACUUGGAGGUUAAAGAUAGGUCAAAGGAUGUGAUCAUAUGUGGAGGAGAGAACAUAAGCAGCGCGGAGGUUGAGACUGUUCUGUACACUAACCCGGUGGUUAAGGAAGCUGCGGUGGUGGCUAAACCGGAUAAGAUGUGGGGAGAGACACCGUAUGCUUUUGUGAGUUUGAAGUAUGGUAAUAAUGGUGAUGGGUUGGUGACUGAGAGGGAGAUAAGGGAGUUUUGUAAGACGAAGUUACCUAAGUAUAUGGUUCCUAGGAAAGUGAUUUUUCAGGAGGAGCUUCCAAAGACUUCUACUGGUAAAAUUCAGAAGUUUCUUCUUAGACAAAUGGCUAAGUCCUUGCCUUGA